AUGGAAGACGCUUCAAAUAAAAAUCCCAGACAGACGGCAGGGCUUAUUUCAUUGUUAACUUUCUCUUGGCUGAGUGAUAUUCUAAAACUGGGCAGUAAGCAUCCUCUGGAGGAGAAACACUUGUUUCCACUGGAACGUUCAUUUCAUGCAAAGGACCUUGUUGAUUUCUUGGAGAGGGAGUGGUUAGCAGAAGUGCGAUGGUCCCAACAAACACGAACAAAGCCUCGCCUUUGGAGAGCCAUGCUGAGGAUAAUUCCUUACAGGGAAUACAUUAUUUUGGCCCUCUUGAGAAUAUUUUAUUCAUUAUCAAUGAAUCUCCUCCCUUUGAUGGUUUGGCUUUUCUUGAAAAGCAUUUCUUCAGAUAGCAUUGAAAUAAGCUACACAUCCUCCCUGCCUUUUGUGGUCUGUAUUUCUGUGACCUUAGUUGCACGAAAUAUGUUUGCAAUGCACGGGGUAUUCAAGGGACAAAUGUGUUCAAUUAGAUUAAAAGUGGCUGUUGUUGGACUGGUUUACAAAAAGGUAUUUAUAUUUAUGAAAUAUGACUAACAACAAUUACUGAGGUUAGUCUUAAAACAAGUAAAGAAAUACUCGUGGAAUUCUUUACAAAGUUUUGGAAAAUCAAAGGAACGUAAGAUCAACCUUUUUUUAUUAAAUUGUCACCAUUGCCCUUUAAACUUUUUAUCUUGAGUAAUCGACAUUAGUUUUCUCCUUUCCAAGCACGUUAUAAUAACUGAAUUGGCGGUAAGUGUACGGUUGUUGCUUUCACACAAAUGUACAUCACAGAGACACGCCAUAGGGUCAUGUGCCCGCUGGAAUGUACUCAGUGCAGCGUAUUACCGUCUAUGAAAUGAAAAAAGUCGUGAAUGGCCUUGACGAUUCUAUAUUAGCAUUCGAAAUCCGUUAACAGAUUUCUCUUAAGAAGAUUUAACCGGUUUUUCAGAAUUCAAGAAUUUAUAGCAAAAGAUGGUUGUAUAUAUAACUUCUUUCCAACGCGUAGUGUUAAGACACGGGAAGGUAAGUAAUAGCCUGCGGACACAGACGUAUUUCCCGUCGUCGCUUCUCUCCAACCGAAAAGUGUAACUCUCGGGGAGGGGAGAGAAGCGACAACCCGCAAAUACGUCUCACUGACGUCUGUAUCCGAAGGCUACGUACAGUAAGUAACUGAGUGUUUCCGUUUCUUUUGUUUUCUUUUUUAGAUUCUUUCUGUUAACAGAUGUGUCUUAGAAGACAGCGUUUCGGAAAACGCAAUUAAUCUUGUUUCGAACGACGCCCAAGUCAUUGAGAAAUUGGGAUUUUAUGCUUUGCACGCGUCGUUUGCAAUCCUGGAUCUAAUAAUCGCUUUGAUUCUCCUGUGGUAUUUAGUAGCCUGGCAAGCUCUGAUAGGAGUUUUCUUCUUCGUCUUGGUCACUGCCUAUGACAUCCUUGCAGCUCAUAAAUCUGGGAGGCUUCGCGCUAAAGCUGCCACACAAACUGAUAGAAGAUUAGAGAUAAUAAAAGAGAUUCUUUCUGGAUUCCGUUUGGUGAAAAUGUACGCUUGGGAGGGGAACUUCAGGCAACUGGUUGCACAAUUGAGACGGUUAGUAGUUUCGGUUAGUUUAUUCUUUAACAAGAAUGGUACUUCGUUAGUUUGAAGUCGGGACGUUUGAACAACUUGCAUUAAAGAAGAUUCAUGCUUAUUACACGCACUAACCACCUGUCAUUCACCUCCACACUAAAUGUUAAUCAUGUACAGUAUGAAAGAGGGUUAUUAUUUUACUCGUGCUGCUUAUCAGAAGCACGAAGAAAUUACCUUCCGACGAUGAAUCAACUAACCUAGCCAUGCCUGAGUCAGAAAUUACAUCAUAUCGACACUUCAGAGAAGCUGUACAGACCCGUGUUACUAUAAGGCUUACAACCCGCUGGCGCCAUGUUGGAAGUUUAAGCAAGGUGGUAGGCUAUUAUGGAACACGAGUUAGCCGCUACGCGAACUCAGAUUCUACAGUUCCAACUAAUACGCGUGAUAAUAAGUGGAGACGUUAGCGAGAACCCUGGACCGACCGUCAAAAAACCAAAGUGCCAACAGUGCUUUAGGACCAUUGCUUGAAACCAUCGUAUCAUCAUCUGUAGUUCGUGGGCUUACUGUAGUUUGCGAAACGAAAUGGAGCGAAACGAAACGAAUGGAACGAAACGAAAUGAAAAUCUGUAGCUUGCGAAAUGAAAAUCUGCAGUUGAAAAUGAAUCGCCGCUUAAGAGCUGUUAAGUUGAAACUAAGGAUCCAAAGUGACAUGGGCCGACUAUAAGAGGCUGAGAAACGAAAUAACAUCUGACCUUAGGAAAGCGAGGGCUGCAUACUUCAGAGAUCAGCUGAAAAAGGCGAAGACCACCUCGGCGUAUUGGAAUGUAUUAUCCAAAGCUACCAAACCCAAAGUAAGGAAGAAGAUAGGUCCACUAAAGCGUGACGACAACAGCGUAGCGGUAAAAGACAAGGAGAAGGCGAGAUUUAUGAACUGUUUCUUCUUUACGAUAGCUGAGAAAUUAAAUUCUGGGAAAGUUAACUCCAAGCACCACAAUUCUUGACUAGUCCAUGCUCCAUACCUGUACCAUGUAUAUCCGAUAUUAGUCUAUCUAGCCUUGAUAUUGACAGGAAAAUAACAUUAUUGAAGAAUAAUAAAGCCACCGGAACGGAUAGUAUAUCGCCCAAAUUAUUGAAACUCGCAGAUACUGCUGUUGUUGCCCCGCUGACAAGUCUUUUCAUGAAAAGCAUACGCGAAUGUAGAGUCUACAAUAAUUGGAAAGUGGCCAGACUAACACCUGUAUUCAAAAAAAAUGAUCCUACGGAAAUGAGUAAUUAUCGUCCCCUCUCCUUACUAAGUAUACCUAGCAAGAUUUUAGAAUCAUGUGUAGCAGACAUGAUUGCGAAGCAUAUUUUUCGGACAACGAAGCGCUCGUCACUGACAGCCAAUGGGCCUACCGAAAAGGAAGAUCGACAGAGCUAUUACUCAUCCACCUGACUGAAACUUGGCGACGAGCAAUCGAUAAAAAAUUAGUUGUGGGCGCCGUAUUCAUAGACUUCCAGAAGGCGUUCGAUUGCGUUUCACACUCAAUCCUUCUUCACAAGUUAGAGCACAACUUUGGAAUCACGGGAAACUUACUGGCAUGGCUAAGAGAUUAUCUCUCUGGACGGGAACAGUAUACUGUAAUUAAUGGCGUACCCUCUGAGAAUACUAAAGUUGCACCCGGUAUACCACAGGGUUCCGUACUCGGGCCCAUACUCUUCGUCUUGUACACAAGCGAUCUACCGAAAGCAGUUAACACUGCAAUGACGUUCCCGUAUGCCGAUGAUACUACCAUGUACUGUGUUGGUGAAUCUGUAGACCAAGCCACAACAACGCUGAACAAAGCCCUAGAAGAACUUGUCCUCUGGUGUAAACAUAACUCCCUGGUACCACACCCCAAAAAGUGCGAGGGAAUGAUCCUUAAACAAAAUCAUUUUAUCGGUCCCUUAGGCAGUUUAAAAAUUAACCAGCAUCUCAUAAAAUGGUCCUCAAGUUCUAAGGUGUUAGGUGUAACCAUUGACAACAAGCUUACGUGGACAAAACACAUAUCAGAGCUCAAGAGAGGGUUCGUUAACAAGCUCAAUGUUAUCAAACGCAGCCGCUUUUUACCCAGGAAUUCGCUUUUAGAUUUAUAUUUUAAAGUCAUUUUACCCUCGGCUACAUAUACGCUACCAAUCAAAUAAAAACGAAUUUAAUUCUUUGGAAUCCAUACAUUGUGGGGCCGCUAGAGUUAUAUAUAACCUUCCGCGCGACAUGCCCUCUGAGGAUGUAAGAAAAACAUCUCACUGGGACUCUUUAUUCGACACUUAUAGGGUCAAAGUAGCCACCUUAAUUUAUAUUAUUAUUCAUUCAAAAUAUUUCCCCGAUUCUGAUUGGCUAAAAGCACACGUUUAAUUCACCAUAACCAGUUACUUAUGACCAAAUUUGGAAGAAUUUUGUGUUUAGCGAGGAAAUGACGUCAAACAUGCAGCGUUCUUGCAGGUUAAUGCACCGUUAACCGAGAAGACCUGGGCACGAGGUUUAGUUGUUUUGGUUGUGAACUUGAAAAAUGGCGGACAUUUUCACUCGUUUCAAGAGUAAGAACUAGGUGAAAAAAUAGCUAAAAACAUGGCAAGAACAGCAAGAACAGAACUCGAAGGGCGACAUCUGCCAUUUGGAGAAUAUUUGCGGAGCUGCACAACCCUAAACAUGCACUAUCGAAGAUGAACUUAAAAUCUAUGGAUCGAUUUAGGUAAGCAUGUUUUAGCCAUGUUUUUAAACUAGAAAUUAUUUUGAAAGAAUAAUAAAACAAUUAUUGAAUUCGGCUUUCGUAUCAUAUGAAGAAUUAUGACGAUCUCGGAGGGUGUUAUCCGCCUCGGCCAACACCCUCCUCGAUCUCCAUAAUUCUUCAUAAGAUAGUCAGCCUCAUUCAUUAAUUGUUAAAUAUCUACAACAGCAUAACUCCCAUCAUGCUUUUAACAUAUAAUCCAAAGGAAAGAGUCUAAGUAUGACCUCCGUCAUCAACAUCGUGUUAGGGUAGAAUGUUUUGAAAAUUAUAUAUGAAAAACUCUAUUUCUUACAGAGGAUCCAUUGUUUGGAAUCUUUUAGAACCAUCCACUGUCAGCGCCAGGGAUUAUGCUAAAAGGGCAAAAAAGUCUCACGCCCUCAGAAACUUGAACUUUAAUGAAGAGUUACCGCAAAUGGGCCGUCCCCAAAUUGACAGUGAUUUCGUCUUUUAUUGAUUCUAUUCAUAUCUUUUAUUGUACGUAUUUCACCUUUUAUUGACCACAUUCAAUUUUAAUAAUCUUUAUUAUUUUAUUGACAUUUUUUACUCGGCCCCAUAAGCUAUAUUAGCUUUGAAACCCACCGUGUUUAAAUAAAAGAUGUUGUUGUUGUUGUGCUCUCGCCCAUAUUGCCACUGUAUACUAUAUCUCUAGGCCCCCUCUAUCACAAAAUCCUCCGUCCUCCCCUAGAAGAGACUAUUACAGCAGUGUUUUAAAAUGAACUCUGUUAUAUGCGAGAGCACCGUGUGCUCAAAAUUUUAAAAGGAAAGUUGAUGAUCUAACUACUUGAACUCUUAUGAACAACAAUUCUAUUUUGCAGAAAAGAAAUGUCUCUGAUUCGUGUGCGUGGAUUUUUUAUCUCCACUAUCUACGCCCUGGGCUUCACUAGCCACACCAUCGCAGGGUUUCUAUCAGUUGCAACACUGGUUUUCACUGAACACAGCCUGACAUCAUUGAAGGUGUUCACACUGCUUUCAAUUUUAGCGAACAUCAAGUUUUUUGUAACAUUCUGUAUUGGAGAGAGUCUAAUAUGGAUUGCAGACUCGAUGAUUGCAUUAAGAAGAAUGCAGAGAUUGUUGGAAACAAAACCAGUCAUCGAAUCUAAAAUAAGCAAACGACAGAAUAUGUCUCCUUUAAAAGUUUAUUUUAAAGGCAGGAGGUAUAAACCACACUUAGUUAGAACCGAGAGUUUCAAACCAGGAAAACCAGCUUUGACGAGUUUCCAAAAGAUUAAGAACGUCCAAGCUAUUAAACCGCAGGCCGUUUUAGAAAACAUUUCCAGUUUUUGGAACUAUUCUUCAGAUCGCCCAGCAUUACAGAACGUUUCAUUGCAAGCUUCUAGUGGGCAACUUAUAGGUAUAACUGGACCAGUGGGGAGUGGCAAAACGUCUUUAUUGAUGACCAUCUUAGGAGAACUUCCAAUAUCAUCUGGUCAAAUGUCUUGUACUGGAAAAAUGGCUUACGUCUCCCAAACGCCUUGGGUCUAUUCUGGCACGGUGAGAGAGAACGUAGUCUUUGGUAUGCCUUUCGUCGAAGAAAAGUUUAAUAAGAUCAUCGAAGUUUGCGACCUAAGAAAAGAUCUAUCACUAUUUCCAAAACGUGAUCUCACGGAGAUAGGGCAACGUGGAGUAAUCCUGAGUGGCGGUCAGCGUGCACGAAUGAGUCUGGCACGCGCAAUCUACUCAGAUGCGGAUAUCUACCUAUUAGAUGAUCCUCUCAGUGCAGUGGAUGCCAAAGUCGGCAAACAUUUGUUUGAAAAAUGUAUUGUCGGAUUUCUAGCUGGGAGGGUGCGUAUUUUGGUGACACACCAAUUACAGUUCCUCCAACAUACAGACAACGUUGUUGUACUUCACAAUGGUUCCGUAGAGUACCAAGGUACCUUUGGUCACAUAGAGAAAGAAAGGAUGAGAAAGUUUUCUAUUUUUCCUCAAGGAAAACAAGAGACUAAAAUAGAUGAUCAUGCAAACGUUUUUGAUGAAGACGAAGCUGUCAAGAGCGUCAAUAUUGUUCCUAAACUAGGAGAGAGAGUGGAUCUAAAAGAAGAGGAGGAGGACCGAAUGGUUGGGAGUGUAAAAUGGCAAUUGUAUUGGAAAUACUUUAAAGCCUCCCUUUCAACUCGUCUAAUUUUUAGCCUUGCCUGCUUCUUCGUCGUUGUCCAAGGUAUUUAUAACUAUGAAAUAAACAGGACAGUUUAAUAGGACAGUAAGUGUCAUGCGCUUUGGGUGCUGUCAUAAGACAGUUGAACUUCAAUGGGUUUUUUGUUUGUCUGUUUUGUUUACUUCUAGAAAAAACUCAAGGGAUAUCUUGUGCUUGUCUCUGAUUUUGAUUUUGUUAUGAUUCAAUGCAUGGUAAAUGGUCUUCUUAUUGUCGGUCGUCUUGUCGUAGUAUUCGGUCUGCAAUCAUACUCGUAACCAAACAAAUUAGACUCUUGCUACGCGGUCGUCCCUUUAAUCUCUGGUACAAUUAAAGGUCGAAUUGGACUCCGCUAAGUCACAUUAACAUUAUACACUUAAUGUCUGUAUCUCUCCUUGGAUGACUUCAGAAACCGUUCCUUACUAGGUUGAGGAGUGUGUGUUGAGUGUGUGUUUUUCCAAUUUUCCCGCCUUCUGUAACUCCACUUUCCUCCAUGCUUUAAUCACGUGUUGAUCACAAGGGGGGUAUAAUUUCUCUAAUUUAUCACGAUAAGGAUACAUUUUAUUUUAGUUAAGGCCACCUGACCAAGAAUCAACCAAUGGCUGUCCCUGUUUAGUUGAGUGAAAGCCUAGGGAUAUAACAGUAUACCUAAGUAAACCACUUCUCAUAAACUAACAAUGACUAGACUCCACUGGAUCAAAUAAAUAAUUUGUUUGUUCGUUUGUUUGUUGUUGGUGUUUCAGUUUUAUGGAUCGCUCCGUAUUGGUGGGUUUCACGAAUGAUCGACAUGCCAAAAGAAAAACAGAAGGACUAUACUACGCUCCUGGUGUAUGGAUCCAUUGUCACAUUUUCCUUGGUGUUUACAAUUGUGUCCUCAUUUUGCUUUUAUCUGACAGCUUUAAAGGCAUCAGAAAAUCUUCAUAACAAGAUGACUAAAGCGGUUAUUGAAGCACCAGUCAUCUUCUUUGACACAAACCCGGUUGGUCGUAUCUUAAAUCGCUUCUCUAAAGACAUUGGUAGUAUGGACAUUAUGCUUCCACCACAAUUUCUCGACGCAGUGCUAUCUUGUCUUUAUUUUUUCAGUGCCACCAUUCUGUCUGCUGUGGUAAACAUGUGGAUAUUUAUCAUUUGUGUUCCACUGACAAUUUUGUUUAUCUACCUUGCAAAGUAUUAUGUGAAAUCCUCUCGGGAAAUCAGACGGCUGGAGGCAGUGACUUGUAGCCCUGUAUAUUCACUCAUUGCCAAUACCGUAGCAGGAUCAGAAGUAAUUCGCUCAUCAAAAAUGGAAGAUGACUUCCUGCAGAAAUUUUUCAAGUAUGUAACUUAAUUGCUCCUAAAUGAUUUGCUCCUGAACGGCGUUCGGUAUGUUAUGCUGACGAAAGUGGGUAUAACUUGGAAUCUUAUAUUUUCAUUUUUGUGAGCGUGUCGACAAGUUCAAAUAAUUGUUCUCGGUAUACAUAGUAUUCGAAAUGAUUAUAGUUUGACUUUUCCUUAAUUUACAAUUAAUGAAUGAGGCUGAGUAUCAUAUGAAGAAUUAUGGAGAUCGAGGAUGGUGUUAUCGGCCGAGGCGGAUAACACUUUAUUAUAUACAUACUGAGAAAUACUCACCAAAAAGCUAUGUUGUAAAUUUUCGUACGCAAAUUAGUUCUAGCCAAUCAGAGGAGCGAACGAUGGUUUUCACACGUGAAAAAAACGAUACGUCCAAUCAGAAUCGCGAACGAUGUUUUUUCACGUGUGAGAAAAAUGAUACGUCCAAUCAGAAGCCACAGAGGUGUGCGAGUUUCGCGCCAAAAUUCCCGCCUUUUAUUGCAGCUUGCAGCGCCGCUUCGCACACAUUCAACGAGAAAAGUUUUACUCAAGGAGUUUUUCUCGCUAAAAAAGUGAAAAACAUUUCGGAAAUGGAGUGGAAUAGUUUCGUUUGUUUCACUGUCGAUAAAAAAAUACGGUAGAGAGCCGGCGAAACAACAGCGGAAAGGGAUAAACAGAACGAGACGUUAGCUUUUGUUGUGCUUUUUGUCGGAGCUACUUUGCCUUUCAUUUAAGCUUAAGCUUAUAUUGAAACCGGCCAUUUUACUUAAAUUCACUCAUUUUCAAUUGUGCAUUGAGAACAAACAGUUAAGAUUACUUAUAGUUCUUGGAUUACCUCAUAUCCUCACCGUCAUUUAUGUUUUUAACAAACGUUUUUACUAAAAAGCUGAUACUUCGUUUUCGUUGUCAUUUUGCGGUAAGUGUGUAGCGGCAAAUUUUAGCAUUUUUGAAAGAUUUAAAAUAAAAAGGCCGCCAAAAUGAUGAAUGUCUCAGUAUGUAUAUAAUAAACACAAUACCACAUGGAAAGUGCUUUGUACGGUAUUUACGCACUCGUUGUUUUUGUAUCAGAAAUCUUACUCGUUCGCUGCGCUCACUCGUUCGAUUUCUGAUACGUCAACAACUCGUGCGUAAAUACCGUACGCCAGCACUUUCCAUGAAGUAUUCUCUAUCUCCGCGAUCUCCAUAAUUCUUCAUAUGAUACGAAAGCCAAAUUCAAUAAUUGUUUUAUUAUUCAUUCAAAAUUAUAAUUCCUAGUUUCAAAACAAAGCUAAAACGUGCUUACCUCCAUCGAUGUCAAGUUCACCUUCGAUAGUGUACGUUUAGGGCUUUUCAGCUCCGCAAAUGUUCUCCAAAUAGCAGAUGUCGCCCUUCGAGUUGUGUUUUUGCCAUGUUUUUGCUAUAAUUUCGCCUUGUUCUUGCUCUUGAAACGAGUGAAAUGUCCGCCAUUUUUUGUUUUCACAACCAAAAUAACUCAACCUCGUCCCCAGGUCUUCUCGGUUAACGGUGCCUUAACCUGCAAGAAAGCUGCAUUUUUGACGUCAUUUCCUCGUUAAACACAAAAUUCUUCCAAAUUUGGUCGUCGGUGACUGGUUAUUUAAGCAAUAGACCACACUUUCUAUGGGUUUACCGGCGUGAUAACCCACGCGGGAUGUUGGGAGAACACGAGGAAAGCUUGUAAAUCACGAGCCGAAGGAAAGUGAUUUACAAGCUUUUCGAGUGUUCUCCCAACAUCCCAAGUGGGUUAUCACGCCGGUAAACCCAUAGAAAGUGUGGUCUAUUGCUUUUAUAAAAUAACUUUUAGUAGAAUGGAGUGUUUUAGGGGAAAAAUAUGCUUUUAGUACCGUGAUCAAGUCAUGUCUUCUCUCUAAAAUCAUCAUAAGCCAAUCAUGACUCACGAUUUAAUAGUGCUGAACUUUCUCAAAACUCAAUUCAGUCAAACAACAAACAACAGCACUUCAAAACACGAGUUUUUGCGCUCAUUACGAUAACUUAUGAAAGCUGUUUUACAGGAAAAGUCAACACAUAUUCAUGCGAACGUACAAUGAAAGAAUACGUUCAUGGUUUGCUUACUACAGAAGUAGAAAUUAAUUGAACAUCAGACUUUACGCAGCUGUAUUUUGUUGAGUCGAUCGGUAAAAAUUUCGUGCCUACAGACGGAACUGGCAGCUAUUGUAAUGGAGGACUUCAUUCACUUUUUACAAGCCGCAGUGGUUUAAGAUCUGUUUUCUGGACUUUAUUAUGAUCAAGAAAUGCUGCGGUAACGACGUGGCUGCAUUUGCGAAGUUGUCGCAUGUAACUUUAUAUGCACGUACAGCGACCGAUGGAAAUAUGUCAGUGGUGAAGAAAGGUUUCUUUGCCGUAGCCACAUAUUGGCGCUAAUAUUUGUCGAUUUGUGAAGUCAGGUGGUUUGAGGUAGGUUAUGCCAUCGAUAUCACCUAAUAAUUUGUGCAAAUGUUGGAAAAAACCAGCCCGAAACUCUGAUAUCUUUCAUCAUCGUUGGCAGCUUGUUUACAACCUACAGCGGCCGAUUUUGUACCAUAUCUUGAUCAGAGAUCUCUUUUUGUAACAAUUUCUUUCAUUAAGGAAUUUAAUUUUGACGUAAAAUAAAUCAAGAAUGCUAAAACUAUGCGUUUUGUUGCUGGUUGGCACAUGGUUAAGUUUUCCUAGAGACUUUCUACACCAGAAAUUCACACAGUUGUUGUCUUUCUCUGCGAUUUGGCAUCGUCGUGAAAAGUAAACUGCUUUCCAGUUUUGUACUUUAUAACUUCUAAAGCUAUGGCAGUCGCGAAUUGUGACCCUCAGUAAUAAAAUGUGGAAACCAACGCUUUUAAUAUUAAGAAGGGCUACGGUGAGUAACUUGUUCUGUUUUUUAGCCUUUCUAAAAUCGUUGUUUGCAGAUCAAUAGCGGGUUUUGUUUAUGGCUCGUGGUCCGGAUGCCUUUUUCUAUGGGUUUACCGGUAUAAUAAACCAUAGGUUUUUGACCAAUCAGAUCACGCGUACUACCUCAGUUAUUUUAUAAAGUGAAUUAUGUGUGUGCUUUUAGCCAAUCAGAAUCGGGGAAAUAUCUUGAAUGAAUAAUAAGUAUGAUUAACACUAACCGUUAAGACCAGCAGGCGGAUAUGUUCCUGUUAAACACUCAGUGAUUCAUAAGAACUGGAAAUAAAAGAAAAGAAAGGUAAACACAUUCCUUCCGUGUCAAUUUUUUUUAGGUACCAAGACAAAAACACACCAGCCUCAAUAAUGCUACUGGCAUCAACACGCUGGCUUGGUUUCCGUGGAGAUUUAAUAAGCAACGUUCUGGUGACGUCUGUUUCAGUUGGAGCCAUGUUAGCGACACAAAGCCCAGGUGGGUAUCUUUAUCGUCCUCAAGAAUAAGCUAUUUGAUUUCAGAGGGUUUUUUUCAGCAUCUUCUUAUCCCUAAAAUGCUAGUUAAUUUGUUUUUAAAAUAAUAACAAGCCCUUUCUUCCACAAUGAAACCAAGACGACCGGGCGGUGCCUCAUUGUGGAAAAUCGGCUAACUGGUGUCAGAAACAAAGAGUCGUUUUCUAUAAGCCAAUAUUCCCCUAAUAUUGAACACGUAUGUAACAGAAACAACGACAAAUAUAGUAAGAGGUAGUCUCGCUAAAAGCGUUCCACUCGAUUUCAGUUAGAAUGAGGAAAUUGUUUAUUUUACUGCCAUUCCCAGCAUUUCAUUGCUGGACGACCGUUAGCGGCUAAAAUAUGCAAAUUUUAGUCUCUGUUAUACAGGUUUUUUAACGAUCGUUCUAAAGUUCUUCGGGUCAUCAAAUCCUAGACUAUUUGCACUCAUUUGGAAGCAUAUUACUUCUUCUUACUGUUCUUGAAUACCAUUUAGGGGUUAUGUUUCUGUAAUCAGCAAAAACUGGUCGUCUUUAUUUCACUAAAUUUCACUAAUCCAAUUAAGAAAUCAAACUGCACGAAAUUUUUCAAAUGUGGCACCUAAACUAGGCCUAAAAACAUGUUUUAGUUAAAGAUUAAUAGUUAUUUUGUCAAGUUAUGUAAUAAAACUUGUGCCACAACGCGAUUCAGAAUUGAAGUCAAUUUGCGUUGCUUGAUAGUGCCGGCUGCUGUCACAGCAAAAUCCUCAGUUAUUCAAAUACUGGCCACUUUUAAGUAAGAUAUGCCUCAUUUUCUCACCAAAACUAUAUUAAAAUUCCCUUUUUCCCUUUGCCAAUGAUAUAUAUUGUUCAAAAAUUAGUUCAGGAAGUAAAAUAUACCUUUCCAAGCUUCAUUUAAUUUCUCACUGCCCCGAACAUUCGUGUUAAAUCUGUUAUAUCAAGACGGAAAAUACCUUUUCAGAACCAAACCUCUUCUAGUUUAAAAUGUGGCUCAGUGUGAAAAAGCUGCAUUGACCAGAAGUUACUCCGAUCCAUCACAUUAUAAAAUCGAACGUUAGAAGAAAAGUAAAUUUCCCACUGUUUAAUUAAAUAUGCGUGAACAGGCUCAGAAAAUGUUUGACUAGUACUUCGCCCCAUGUAAGGGUAUCCGGAUUCCGGAAUCUGAAAAAUUUUGCUUGUAGGAUCCGGAAUCCGGGAAAUUUUGCUUAUGGAAUCCGGAAUCCAGGGCUUUGGAAUCCAGAAUAGAGCUCAAGUACCACACUAAGGAAUGAAAUCUAGAAUCCAAGUUUCACUGGAAAAGACUGGAAUCCAGCACCCGGAAUCCAGAAUCCAUGGAAUGGGAUCCAGAAUCCAAGACUGUCUUGUAUUCGCUAACAUGGGGCGAUAGUACUGGACUGUGAACGGUGAAUUACUAUUUUUCCUUUAUUUACCUUCCACUGAUCAGGAACCCACAUUUGAAGAUCUUUGUUAAUGAAAUUUCAAUUAGAAGGUUUCUUCCUUUUACUGACUGUUUCUUCCUAUCAAGAUUGGUCAGCUUUAGUUUUCACGCUCCAAGAGACAGUCCGGAAUCCAAGGCUACUUUUGUAUCGCAGCCAGUUAAUAAAGAAGUUAGCACACGCAAAUAAUAAAGUUUCAACAUUAAUUUCGAAUCGUGCAACAUCAGUGAAAGUAGGAAAAUAAAGUGUGGAAGUUCACGCGGUUUCUCCCAACUGAUAAAAGCACACGAACGUCAGGACACCAUUACUUCUCACCGUGAAACCUGUCAUUCAUCGAAGUCUGAACUAAGUGAAGCAGAGCCAAUACUUUCAGAAGAUGGUAAUCAUGGACCUUACGAAAAAUCAAGUGGAACACAUGGUGACCUGCUUCCCUAGGGGGACUCCCAUACAAAAGUGACGUGGGUGCUCGUCGUUUGCAGAUUUUGGUCUCACUUCGGUUGUUUUGGACGGAAAGUAACUAAAUACGCUCAUUCAGGUAUCGCUUAGGGCUGUGCAUAAAGAAAUUUGCAAAAAAAAGCCGUGACGCUGACCUCACAGAAAUCUCCUUUAGGGGUCAGUUUAAGCUUGAGCCACACCCACAUUGGCCUCCCUUAGGAGUUUAAUUUAAUUUUCCGACGAGCAGCCCCUUCACUUUUAUACAGGAGUCCUCCUGGGGAUUACCCACAAAUAUUGGCAUAUAAACUCGGACGAUUUUGGAGGCCACCUCGUUCUUCGCAUAGAGGACCAAGAAAGGAAUAUUAGGACCAAGGACAGGCACGUAAUUGGUUUAGAGAUUGCGAAGAUCGUAAAGGAUGGGAUCACGUACGUAUAAAAUCGUAAAAUAUAGAUUUAGCCAGGGCUAAAAGCGAAGUUCCCACCAAUAAAUUUAUAAUUUAAAUGAAACAAUAAACUUGUAUUUCCACAAAUCAGUUAACUUGGGCUCAUUCAUGUGACUUUUGAGGGAAAGGCUAAGUGAUUUUAGAGUGAAACAAUUCUAGUAGAUUAAGGCUUGAUUCUAAGCCAUUUGUGAUUUUUAUGCAAAUUUUCCAAAAACCACUGUUAAAGACAUCCUCCAGGAACAACAGAUGGUAAGGUAAACUAACUUUAAAAAAAACUUGUAAAAAGAAAUCCUAAUUACCAGGUCACGUGAUCGACCACGCCCUCUUAUGUUCGAAAAUUGCAACCAACGAUGCCCACCACUUGCUAAACGUGUAGCUCCAGUUUUUCUGUAUCAAAACUUUGACCCUACAAAAUGUCUUCAAAAUCAGCCUGGAAUGGUUGGAAUCUUUACAAUCUGUAGGUGCAAUUGGUGUUCAUUGACUAGUGCCAGUCCUUCUCUAGCUAAAAUUUUCUUUGAUGUCGUCUCAUUCCAACCGUUUUUACAAGAAGACCUAUGAGUAGCCACUGUUUGGACCUACAAAAGGAAAACAGUUUGCUUUCUACAUAGUGGGCAUCUCGACCCAAAGGAUUUCUCGAUAAACCAGGGCGUGGCUGGUCACGUGAUGCAGUUAUAAACAAUUUUUAAAAUUAAAUUUGAAGAUUUCUUAGUUAUAAUUAGCCUUAAUUUAUUAGACCUGGGAUAUCUUUAAAAACAAAUUACAUUAGACCACCCCCUUUAAAAUUCUGAGGAAUUUGUAAAGAACCAGGCCUUAAUCUACUUGAAUAAAUCUUGCAUCGCCUUACAUGUACAGCCAGGCAAUAGUCUUCGGUCACAUUUAAGAGCAAUAAUGAUUCUUGAUCACAGUAGAUUAGGCGUGGAAAACAAAUCAGGCCGAAUUUUUUGCGUUCGACAAGUUUACUUUACAAAAUCUUGCCAACAAAUCUGGGUGCGUCCAAACCAACCUUUUAUACUUUUUAUACAUCACAUUUGAGGAGAAAGAGUUUUAUGAAGCGCUGUUUUUAUCAUACAGACCUCGUACAAAAUGCAGUAGUUCACAAUUUUUCAAGACAAAUUGCAUUCAUUCAAUAUUCUGGACCAUCAAAGCCGGCACGCUUGGACUUUUAGCGAAACAACAAAUUUCCAAAAUCACCUAUAGGGCCAGCCGGUUCUAACUUUUGACAAGCGCCAAAUUUGCAAAGAAAUUUUAAAAGAGUUACGCCUCAACAUGAUAAAGGAUUUAUUGUGUUUAUUUUUAUAAAUGGUUUUAUAACGAUGUGUAAUCUUAGGGCUGGUUUUCACUAGCGACGGAGUCGGAGUCGGAAUCGUAAGCGGAGUCGUAAGAUCAUAGAGCGCUUAGGACCUAGUGAAAAUCAAAAAUCGGAGUCGUAAGCGGAGUCAUAAGCGCGACGGAAUCGGAGUCAGAAGGAUCAGAACGUUUCCAUUUUCUUCCGACUCCGCUUACGACUCCGUCGCUUACGUUCCGCUUAUGAUCUAGUGAAAACUAGAUUGUCGGAGUCGGAAGCAGAAGCGGAAGGAUAAGCCAAUCAAAAUGCACGUUCCCACGCUUUGUGAUUGGUUUGGUUCUUCUGCUUCUGCUUCCGACUCCGACAAUCUGGUUUUCACUAGAUCAUAAGCGGAACGUACGCGACGGAGUCGUAAGCGGAAUCGGAACGCUGUUUUCACCAGAUCAUAAGCUGUACGCUUCUGAUUACGACUCCGACUCCGAUUCCGUCGCUAGUGAAAACCAUCCUUUAAAAAGCGUUUGAUACGCGCGGCAUUGCGUACUCCUGCAAGCGAUAUCCAUGAACGAUUGAAAACAAACGGCAAAGCGAUGAAAAUUGCACUUUUGAGACCACUAACAAUCAGUAAAGAAAUAUAAUUCGGUAGAACAUUUACAGAGACAACAAUUUUCAUUCACGAAAACAAAUGAGUAUUUAAGUGUCUCUAAGAAUCCUGAGUUUUUAAGCUUAAAGAUUAAGUUUAUGUUUUAAGCCGCCGGCUUCCCGGUGUUUGCUGUUUUCAAAGAUGAACUCGCGACAAGAAAAUCGCUCAAAGCUUUCUUUCUGCAGCCAAAAUUAUAACUAAAUAUUCUUCGGAAAGUUUUUUUUUAUAUUCGCGGUGAAAUAUCGACUAAAGGCUUUUUAAAGUUCUGUAACUUAUAUCAAACCUCAUACUAGGUCAGAUCAGUGUCUCAAAUCUUAAUACAAACGUGCAUAAACUAGCUUCAUAAACUGCGCUCGACUGCAUGAAAUUAGAUAUAAAUACAAUAAUUACUUAGGCUUACCAUAUUUCGAGAUGCAGCUCCUGCAAGCUAUCAAGUAAGACCAGGAUCGCUUGAGCCUUUAUAAUUCUCUUACGCAUCCAGCAAGGUUAAAAAACAAAAACGAUGCCAUCCGAAAUCGGAUUUCCGACUUUGACAAGUGGCGUAUUUCUCAACCAAAAAUUCAAUAAACAAACCAGCAAUGAAUAACAGAAGACUCUUGAUAGCAGCUGUAUUUCAUUUUGUACAACCAGUGUAAAAAGACAGUUAAAAACAUCACAAGUUGACACAAAACUCUGUCAGCUACGGCUGUCAAAGUAAACAAGUCGCAAGAUGCGGCAUAAAUUUUCCGCAUGAACUCACCUGUCAAAUUUUGACCAAUUAUAGCAUAAAACUUGGACGUGAAGCGUGACCAACGCGUGACUAUGGUGAGAAAAGUGAAAAGCAUCUGUCUUCCCUCUUUGCAUUUUUAAAUAACUGAUUGAAUUUUUGCACCUGAGGUCAGUUUUUUUUAGUGCUGGGCCAUAGUGACAUAAACACAACGUAUUUCAUAUGAAAUUAAAAAAGAGCCUGCGAUCAUUUGAAAACUAGUAACCUGUCAGCGGAUAACUUCAAGAAAUACUCGACCUGGAUGGGUCGACACUUGAGCCCGCGAUACGGUUAGGUGAUACUGGUCAGCGGAUACCUUGCUUUGACAGCUGUCAAUUGAUCACAACAUUGAUGUGCAAUCAGUGGGCUCCCAAAGUAGCUAGAAAAUGUGAGAGUAAAAAUUGGUAUGCCUGUGGUGCGGACGGACAAUCGGGCGGUCGGUCGGUGUACGGUCACGUGAUUACCAAAUUUUCUCGAGAGCUCCGCUAAAAACAUUUCUAAUAUCCUUAUCACUAGUUCCUUUAUCUGUGAUAAGAUAACGACAAAAGGGCCAAUGGGUGUUUUCGUAAUCGUAAUCUCAAGUUCAGACAAUGAUAAACUCAGUAGUCCACUCAAUUUUUUUUAUUUAGAAAUAUUCGGGAAGUGACCAUCCAAACAUAAUGAAGUGAUGGAGAAAAGUAGGAAGUGGCUGUAAGUAAUAUCCUGAUAUUAAUCACUGUUGCACUACGGCAUAAAGUUACACAGUCAGCUAAAGCACUUGCACAUUUGAUAUCAUUUAUGAGCUGACGGAUUUGAAUAGGGACCUUAAGUAUCGACAACGAAAGGGACGACGACGACGCUUCGCAACCGAGGCAGACUAGGCCAAGGGUUUCGUUUUCGGCGGGGAAAACGAAGUUUAAGCAUUGAAGCUUCCCAGACAGACGACGACUUUUUCUUUGUGAAGAACUUUCUCUUGUUACAGUCUUGUUAUGGCAUUCAAAGACCUCCGUAAUUUGCAUCUUAUAAGCUAUGACGAUUGUUUAAUCGACGAUGGCGAGUUUGUUGUUCUUACGACCUGGAUUAUUCGAUUUUGGAGGCUUUCUUUUCGUCGCGCAGCUUUUUUUGUUUUGUUUUGAAGUUAAAAGUGUAUACCGAUCUAGAUCAGCUCUUGACUUGCAGUUACGCUAAAUUUCGGCUACUAAAGAGAAUUCAGUGCUGCUACAAUGUUCUCCCAUAUUUGUCCUCUCUCAGGGCUCCUCCUAGCCACAUCAUGUUCCUGAGUCUACUGGAAAAUAGUUGCCUUUGCUAGCGACUAAAAACAACAUGAAUAAUUAUUAAGUUUUAGUAAGAAAUCUUAUAGCACAACCUAGACUGCACGAGUAAACAUAGACCGUAAAGGAACGAACACCAUCUAAUCUAAAAGGUUCGGAAGAUAGCAGAGGAAAGCUUACCUGUCUUUCCGACUGGUUGUGCCGCGAUCACUCAGGUUUUCAAAUAGCCUGAAUUUCAUCCGAUUAUUCCGAGUCGUUUCCCUCAGUAACGUCUGAAUCGACCUGCCGUUAAUGCCGUCCAGUGACGUCAGUACUCCUUUGCUUAAAUUCAUGCCAAAAGUAAAACACGAUUUUCAAGUGGCAAACCAAGAAAUAUCGUUUGGAAAUGUCUAUAGAGCGGUUUUCACUUGACUGUCGAAAGGGAUUGGUUUUGGUUUUGGUUUUGGUUUUGGUUUUACUACGCCCUUUGGUUGGCUAGUGUAUUUACUUUGGUUUUGGUUUUACGACAGUCAAGUGAAAACCGCUCUAUGAUACAGAACAGUCUUUUCGAUGGUAAUUCAUGUUUAACGUUCAAACUAUCAACUGCAUGCAGUACUCUGACCCGGUUGUAAUUCACGCUGGGUCGUAAUCAGGCAAUGAAAUAAACACACACACGGAACACUUUAUAGUUCAAAAACACAACAAUUUCCUUUAAUUGAAAAGAAGCUAUUCGGUCCUUAACGAAGAAAAAAGAAAACAAGGAAACAAGAAAGAAAAGCUAACAGAAUCAUUACAAGUUGACGGUGAAAAUAGCAAAAAGGUCGACAUUGGCUUCAGAAACUUCGCAUAAACAAAAUCACUGCGGAAACCACAAAGCGGCUCUAAACGAAAAACCUGCAUACUCUCCGCAAUGAUUCUUCGUUCGCAGUUCAAUUAAGCAAUUCAGUUUCGAGGACAAGGGCAAUUUUGCUGUUUACGAUAAAGAUUAUCGAAAUGUUUGAACUCCACGCAAGCAUGCCACCGAUGCGAUCCGCUGAAUAUCAAGCGACAAUCCCGCUAAAAUGUCUCAUAAUUAUUUAACAAUUAAUGAAUGAGGCUGAGUAUCUUAUGAAGAAUUAUGGAGAUCGAGGAGGGUGUUAUCCGUCUAGGCCGUAGGCCAAGGCGGAUAACACCCUCCUCGAUCUCCAUAAUUCUUCGUAAGAUACGAAAGCCAAAUUCAAUAAUUGUUUUAUUAUUCAUUCAAAAUAAUUCCUAGUUUAAAAAAAUAGCUAAAACAAGCUUACCUGCAUCGAUGUUAAGUUUAUCUUCUAUAGUUUACGCUUAGGUUUGUCCAGUUCCGCAAAUAUUCUCCAAAUAGCAGAUGUCGCCCUCCGAGUUGUCUUCUUGAUGUUUUUGCUAUGUUUUUAGCCAUUAUUUCGCCUUGUUCCAGCUGUAGUUCUUACUCUUGAAACGAGUGAAGUGUCCGCCAUUUUAGUUUUUACAACGAAAACAACUCAAUCUCGUCCCCAGGUCUUCUCGAUUAACGGUGUAUUAACCUGUAGGAGGCUGCAUUUUUGACGUCAUUUCCUCGUUAAACACAAAAUUCUUCCAAAUUUGGUCAUCGGUAGCUGGUUAUGGUGAAUUAUGUGUGUGCUUUUAACCAAUCAGAAUUGGGGAAAUAUUUUGAAUCAGUUUGAAUGAAUAAUAAACAUAAUUAUGCGAAUGUUUAGACAAUCAACCAAUCAAAACCACUACCCGGUUUUCGAGUAGCGAUGACGUCACUGGACGGCAUUAACGGCUGGUCGAUUCAGACGUUGCUGAAAGGAGAAAACGACUCGAAGCAAUCGGAUGAAAUUCAGGCUAGUUUUCAAACAAACCGAAUCUUAAAAUAAAUUCAAGUUAGCAGCCGAAGAAAUCGACAAAGUGCUUAACAUUUGGAUUCUGCUAAUCCACAAAGAAUAUAUUUCUACUUGUACUGAAUGAAAAGGGGGAAAACGAAUGAUCUACACGCAAAAAGUAUAGUUUUAUACAUACGUUUUAGCGACGACGGCAAACCUCCCUCAAUUUCGUCGUCGACGAAGGCUGGACAACGUUUUGACAACCUUACGCAUGCCCAGAAGGUUCGCGCGGGAAAAUUUCACUUCCGGUCGGCGUCGUCGUCGAUGCUUAAGGUCCCUAAUAUCACAAGAUACACGCGUGAAAAAGAAAGUGAUAAGCGCAUCCUUUGCAUAUCUAAACCUUGUGGAGUCGAAGUUAAAUUGUAAGUCAAAAUCGAGAUUGCCUACCCUUGGGCAUAUUACAAGUACUAAAUUGUUUGGUACCAGGGAGAAUUCACCGACAGAAUUUUCUAUUAAAGCCCAACGUGGACAAAAACCUCUGAAUUCGAAAAAUCAGUAGAGGUGAGAACUGACGCGAAGUCUGAAUCCGGCAUUGUCGAAGGUUUCCCUAGCAUGAACAUUUCUCCCGGUCGAGACCCCUACACUGUUUUUACGUCUUUUCUCGUCUCACGUCUUGUUAGCAGUUAUUACCCUGUUCUUACAGACGCUUGCAUUCUACCACGUUAAUGAUGUAAAAAUACAUACAUCUGAACAACAGCUGAAGGAUCUAGGAUGACAUUUUUAAAAUCGGCUUUUGGACCCUCCGUGUGGAUCCAAUUUCAUAUUCAUAUCGAUUUUACUAAACAGGGGCGUAGCCAAGAUUUUUUCAGACCCCCCUACCCCCACUCCCCCGCUUCCCGAAAAAAACUUCCUUGAUUAAAGAUUUCGUUACGUUGUAGGCCUAAGAUUUUUUUCUGCAUAUGAAAUGGCAUUAGCAACUUAUGAAAUACUUUGUCAGGUGUUUGGGUCCAUUGACUGAUGCACAUCAAUCAUCUAUCCUACAAUAAGGCUACUUUAUUUUGUUACUGGGUUCAUUUUGUAGUUUUUAAACAGAUGCAGCGCGUGAAUCCGAAUUGAAAAGGUGCCGAUUUGGUCAAGUCUCUAUAGAUUUUGAAAACGAAAUCUAAAUUGAAUCCGAUGCCUUGUAAAUUCGCAAUGUUUUGUAGUGUAAACAAUUUGUCCAACUUAUCCGGAUACUUUUCCGCAUUUGAUCAUACGAGUUUGCAAUAAAACCAAAAUGGAACUGUCACUUUCAUAAAUAUAGGGCGCCUUAGUAACGACGACGGUGAUGGCAACGAAAACGUCCCUAGCUAUCAAAAUGAAUGCGCGUUUUUUUUUUUUGUUUUAACUUUUUCGCGUUUAUUUCCUUCAACAUCUUUUAAAAUGGCAAAUAUAGGUGAACUUCCUAGGGAGUCUUGAGAACCACACCCAAGUUCGGACUCAGAGAAGAAAUUGAAUUUGUCCCUGUGUUUACGCCCUGCAAACAACGUCGCGAAAAGAAAUUUACGGUCUUGUUCCUACGUACAGGUUGUAAAGAAAAGCGCACUGGACGUGCAAACUUUGUUGUUUUUCAUUUACUUAUUGGGCUCAUUUCCGUCACCGUCGCCUUCGUUGUUGCUCCCAGGAUUUAUCGAUUUGCGCACACGGUUACGAAUCCGAAAACGUUUUCAGUAAAAACGCCUGCCAUCUUUUCACUAGAUAUAUAUGUUAUUCAAGAUUAGGUCCAUUAGUGAAUCACUGCGUUUAUCUGGAAACUGACAUUUGAGUGGAGAGUAAGAGGAAAGUCCUUUGUUUUAGAGAAAAAACAAAUUUCAAAGAAACAACCAGAAUUAGAUAAAUUGAAGAGAACCGUGCUCUUAAAAUAAUUAUUUUUAGACAUUUUGCUAUUUUUUUUAGAAUUAACUUUUUAUUUUUUAUUCAUUAUAUGUCUUUUUUUGCCCGACUUUUUCCGGUACGUACAUGCGUACCGUGCGUACAGGUAGUUACGCCCCUGCUAAAUUAGGCGCCACCGUCGUUUAUGCGACUCCGGUGUGGCGCUCAUUCGAUACACCAGCCUACCGCGGACAAUGUUGUUGAGCCACUCAGAGAGGGUCUUAAGCUUUUAUGUCUGCAUACCGAGAUGCUAUGUCAAAGGAUAUAAAGACUCAAAUACUUCACGAAUCUUAUGAAAAAAAAAUACAAAAACAAACAACAAACAACAAAACAAAAAACGAGCGAGUUUGCAUGCGAGGAAACGAAGGUCUGGUACAAAUUUCCCGAAAAUAGUCAAAUAUAAAUCUCCUAUAGUCGUUCAAAGCUUAACAACUUGACAGGCUAACGGUUUUAUUUAGUGGUGGUAUCAACAGGUUACAACCGAACACUGUCAGGUUACUCAAUCAAUUCACUCACCGUCCAUCACGGAAUUGAGAGCGUACAGCAUUUAUUUACCAGCAUAGCAGUAGAACUGCUAUGCUAAAUAACAAUUUACUUGAUAAGAAUUUAUAAGUACGAGACUUAUUGUGGCGUAGACGAGAUUAGCGGGUUGUUGACUUUACGUCUUUGAACUCCAGUCCAUAUUUUCUUAAUAUUUCUUCAAGGACUACCGUGUACCAUCAUUCCAUAUAUAUAGUGUAAAAUGUUCGUUUAGAAUGCGACUGAAGUAUGUCAAACAGCCUCUUAAUCCAAGCGUUCAGACCGAAGGGGCGACCCUCCGAGAGAUGCGAGUAGAAAAAGGGCGAGGGGGUGGGGUAGGGAGUAAUGCGUAUUUUUCCCGACCCACUCUACUAACCAAGAAGGCCAACUACUGGGCGUCGAACAAAGUACGGCCGGCCGAGACUAUUAAUACGAAGGUCAGUGGAAAAGUAAACUUAAUCUUCUAUAAGCUUAACCUAUUUCCGAUUUUUCUUGUUGAUAAAGUAAAAAAACAAACAAACGAACAAACAGAAAAAUUGUCAUUUAUAGGAUUAUGAAGAAUUUCUUUACUAAGGAUCAAUAUGCAAAUUUAAGUCGAAUCCUUCAAUUCUGAAUCGCGUUGUGCCACAAGUUUUAUUGCAUAACUUGAGAAAAUAGCUCUUAAUCUUUAACUAAAACAUGUUUUUAUUAGGUCUAGUUUAGGUGCCAUAUUGGAAAAUUUUGUGGUGUUUUUCAGGCAUUUAUUCGUGCAUUUUGCUUUCUUAAUUGGGUUAGCAAAAUAAAGACGACCAGGUUUUGCUGAUGACAGAAACAUAAUCCCUAAAUGGUAUUGGAACAGUAAGAAGAAGUAAUAUGCUUGCAAAUGAGAGCGAACAGUCUAGGAUUUGAUGACCAGAAGUACUUUUAAACGAUCGUUAAAAAACCUGUGAAACAGCAUCAUUCUAAAAUUGCAUAUUUUAGCCGCUAACGGUCGUCCAGCAAUGAAAUGCUGGGAAUGGCAGUAAAAUAAGCAAUUUCCUCAUUCUAACUGCAAUUUCGUUAUUGGGAUUAAUAGUAGUGUUAGUGAUAAAAAUAUAAGGCAAAAAUUCUUUUCGAGUCCGAAAUCCAGUGGAACGCUUUUAGGAAGACUGCCUCUCAAAAGUAUAUAUAGAGCGACCGUAUUCAUCCAAAUGAAGAUUUUCCUAAGGUUGACAUAGUCUCCGACUAGUAAUAUGAAAUGAAAAAGAGAGCAAAAACAACAUUGAAUUGUGACACCAGUGAACUCAUGUUUGACAGUCCACCAGCAUAUUUUUAACAGAGAUGUCGUACAAAAGACGCGCGUCAGAGGUUCCCUUAAGUUUUUAUACCGCAUUGAUAUAGGAAAGUAAUAGGAAAACUUACUCAUGGCACUGGAACAAGUUCCUCAAGGGAUAAAUUUCCUGAGGGUUAAUAUUGCUGUAGGUCUGUAUGUCCGUCAUAAUUAAAAGGAUAACCAUUUGAUUCUGAUGCUUCAUGAAGGCAAAGCGGCUAAGUUCGUUUACUUUCCUAUCAGCUGUAAUAGGUACAUAUUUUGUCUCUGCUCUUAACCCGUUCUUUCGAUUAAGUGUUGCUCUGUCUGGUUGGCUACUAAUUCUCAGAAAGUAGAAGAAAACGUUUGUAUAUGUUUGCAGCGUUAGCAGGCAUGUCUCUGACAUUCGCACUGGAGACGUUAGAGGCUGCACAGUAUGGCAUUUACGUCGCUUCGGAGACAGAAAAUCACAUGACAUCAGUGGAAAGAGUGUUUACCUACACGGAAAUCGAUCCACAGCCUGGUUAUUGCACAGAAACCCAACCUCCUGAAGACUGGCCAACAGCAGGCUCCAUGGCAUUACAUGACUUGUCGCUUACAUACUUGGAAGGUGCUCCACCAAUUUUGAACGGCAUAAACGUUUGCUUCGCUGCUAAAGAAAAAGUUGGAGUAGUAGGUCGCACUGGAGCUGGAAAAUCGUCUUUGGUGGCUGCUUUGUUCCGAAUACCAGAGCCAGAAGGCAGGGUAAGAAUUGUCUUCUUCUUGUCCUCUUGUUAAGACCCAUCGCAACGUUGUUGGCAGCAACAUGUUUUGGUGUUGCUCGAACCUCUUGACAACGCUUAAAAAUGGCCAAACUUUUGAGUCAAAAAGUCUCGACAUUUAUGUUUCAUAAUAGCUGGGUGUUCGUUUUCAAAGCUUUCCCAACCAUUCUCGUCCCAAGAGUACUGAUCCUUUUGGCCAGCGCCCGGCGCGGAUCUAGAAGCUCUGGAUGGAACCAGGACAACGCGCAGACGCAGUAGUCUCACACUUUUGUAACCGCUGAUAACCCUUUUGGCUUCAAUUUCUGAGGCUGCACAGAAAGCCUGAAGCCCUUGACUUGAGGAGUUCCGGCAUCUACUCUAGCUUUCUAUCUAUAGCGUUGAUCAUGAGGAUCACAGCCUUGGGGACGAGAAUGUUGUGUACUCGGAUGCGCAUUACUUUUCGUAUCCUCAGUAAUGUAAGUGUAGUUUUAUCCCACAAUGCGCAUGCGUGCAAGAAUUAUGUAAAGUUAAUACCAGAAAAAUAAAAAGCUGGUUGAAAUGCAUUACAUUUGCUUUCACAGGUGAUCAUAGACAAUGUCAACAUCAAAGAUCUCAAUCUGCAGGCGGCUCGCAGGUCCAUGGCUGUUAUAACUCAGGAUCCUGUUCUCUUUAGUGGCAGCCUCAGAAGGAACCUAGAUCCAUUCUCUUUGUAUGAAGAUCAUGACAUGUGGAGUGCUUUGGAAGAAGUACAGUUGAAGACCCUCGUGCAAGAUUUACCUGAACAGCUAGAGUACAAGUUGAAAGAAUCUGGGACCAAUUUCAGUGUUGGCGAGCGUCAACUGGUCUGUUUAGCGCGUGCGCUGUUACAGAAAAGCAAGAUUAUAAUACUGGAUGAAGCCACUGCUAACGUGGAUUACAAAACAGAUCGUCUGAUUCAAGAAGUUAUACGCAACAGAUUUAAAGAUUCCACAGUGAUUACCAUUGCCCAUCGCUUGAACACCAUCAUGGACUAUAACAAAGUGCUGGUUAUGGAUCGGGGAAGAGUGGUGGAGUUUGAUAAACCUGACGUCCUGCUACGGAUUAAGAAUGGUCAUUUCUCUCGCCUUGUUCAGACUUACGAGAAGACUGCGGAUCAUUGA
Porites lobata is the source of this 24700-nucleotide messenger RNA. Lineage: Eukaryota; Metazoa; Cnidaria; Anthozoa; Scleractinia; Poritidae. The record is from the annotation of a GenBank genome assembly.